ACCACCAACGUCGGGUUAAAUAAUAUAAUAGUUAGUAUUUUUUAAGUAAAUUGUCAAUGUUAAUAUUUAUUUUGUUAGUUUAAGUUAUAUAUAUGUAGUAUUAAUUUCGUUCUUUUAUAUAUUUUGGAAAGAUUAACAUUCUAAAAAAUAAUAAAAGAUUUGUCAUAGUUUGAUUAGAGGUUUUAAAUUUUAUGCGGACACCUUUAAUAGGUUAUACCCUCAAUUUUCCAUAAACCGAGAAAUCGGCGUUGCGGAAUUUAUCACACAUGGUUAAUUGGGAUUUUUAAAACCUUAAACCGGAUUCUGCUUUGUGGUUAUAAAGUUUAACGUGAGCCCAUCAACCCAAUAAGCACAGCUAAAAUUUAUGUUUAAUUAUAGCAUUAACCCUAGCGGUAAAAAAAAAUAGAAAAAUUCCAAUUCUACCAAGAUCUUCAAACCCUAGCUGGCGAACCUUGUCUCUGUUUUUGUCUUUCCUACUUAUAUAUCUGAAAAAUAGCCCCUGUGAAUUAGACAUAGCUAUGGUUAAUUAUCUGUUGAGAAGAAGAUACGUGGCUCCAGAGAUUUCUUUUGAUCUCAUGAUCGAAAUCCUGAGUAGAUUGCCUGCUAAAUCGCUUAUGAGGUUCAAGUGUGUCUCAAAGCUAUGGUGUUGUCUGAUCCGCUCUUGAUAUUUUAGCAACCUUUAUCUCAUGGUCUCAUCAUCGCAACCGCGACCACUUGGUCUAUACAUGAGUUUGUAUAUGAGUUUGGAUUUGGUGAGACACUACAUGUGUGAUUCAAUGGAGAUGUAUGCUGCUAUAUCAUUAAGGUUAAUGUCGUCUAGUAGUAGUGCUGAAUCAUCAUUAGAACCAGAUUUGACUUUCCCAGGGAUGGGAGGAUACAGGAUGGUGUCUCUUCGCGGUUUGAUUGUAUUCACUAUUUGCAGAAAAGCAUGUAUCUAUAAUCCCGCCACUAGACAGAGUUUAACCUUACCCACCUUCAAAUCUAACCUCUUUGCGCAACAAGAACCUUAUAAGCAUGUCCACUACUUUUUCGGACACGAUCCUGUUCUUGAUCAAUACAAAAUAGUCUGUAGUGUUAUGAUAGCCUCGUCAUUCUCUGAGAUGCUAUUCUCCGAGUUUUGGGUCUUCGUAUUGGAACCCGGAGGUUUUUGGAAAAGAACCGAGUAUGAUGCUCAAGCUCACCUUCCUACAAGACAAGGACUCUGCAUCAAUGGAGUUAUAUAUUAUCUGGCUUUCAAUCAUACACGUCGCUAUCACGUUUAUUGUUUUGACGUUAGGUCUGAAGAUAUCCGUGUGAUCCAAGCACCCCAUGCAGUGCCUCAGUUUUGUACUUCCUUUGGUUUCAUAGAGCAUGGUGGAAAACCAGCAAUCUUUGACUAUUCACGUAUUACAGAAACGGGUGUCUCGGAGUUGUGGGUGUUGGAGGUGGAUGGUGGAAUAUGGUCGAGAAAAUCUCUGGUUUUGAAGCUUUGUCAGAAGCAUUUAGUGGAUGACAUUGACCAUAAUAAGAAGUUGAUUGUUCAUGGUACGGGUGAGAACAAUGAGGUUAUCUUGGCGUUGACUUGUCCUUGUUACCUUCUCUAUUACGAUCUGAUGAAGAAUGAUGUGAGGAAGGUUAAUAUCAAUAGAGUGACAACGCCGCAUGUGUGUAUCAAGGUUCUGGAUAAGUGUGAAAGCAUCAUGCACUUGGAAAUUUGAAUAAAGUUUCUUCUAUAUCAUUAUCUAAUUGUGUUUGUCUAUGAUAAUACAGUUGAACUAUUUUUUUAAUAAUAUUUUUUAUUUUAUUUGUUUUGCAAACAAACAAAACAAUAGUUGAAUCUCUGCUUUUUUUAUUGUUUAAUAUCAUAAAAAAAGAUUGGAAUAUGGGUGGAUUUUUGAAGCUUUGAUGCUGAUGAUCCAUUAGCUGUAUAUAAUGCGGUUUUUUUAGGUAUCAAAUCCUGGUUUGAGUACAUGUGAGGCUCCUACUGUUGUCAGGAGACUGCUAGCUCUCAACACACACAUGAGCUUACAAGUUACAUCCAUGAAUUCAUAUUUUUAUUUGUCUCAUGUGAAUUCCCUAAAACAAACAUUUCAUUUGUUGUUAUUGAUCCGCAGAUCCCUGCCUCGUUUCGAGUCAGAAGAGAAUCAGCAGUUGUAACCAACCAAAGCCAAAGAAAACUUCAGUAGCCACGAGCUUGAGUCUUACACCAUGAGCUAUGGCUUAUGCUGCACCUGUGAAGGUUGAGCCAGCCAAGACAUCUGCAGCUUCAAAGCCACAGAGUAUUGUUGAUUCUUACACAGCCUCCUUAGAGGAUAUGACAGCUCAAGGAGCACUUGACGGGUAAUCUUUGGGACUUAUGGCCUUAAAAACAAAGUUAUUUUUGUGUGUAAUGCUAUAUGCCUAUAUCAAACUAAAUGGGAGAUUUUGAUUAUGACUUUAGUGGAAGAAUUCAAGUAGGACUAUGAAUAUUAAGUAAUAAAGUUAUUUUUAGUCAAAUUUGUGGAUUGUUCAAGAAUGAUUUCUGAUUUCGAUCCCAAAUAUUUUUCUGGUUAUCGCCUAAUAAUUUUUUUCCUUGAGAAAUUUGGUAACUUGUUUUAGCUGUAUAUUAUGACAUAUGUAAUAUUCAUAUUGAUUACUACAUUUCAUUUAUUGUCUUGCCAAAAUAGUAUGAAAGAUAAGUUGUACAGAUAAAUUCAUAUGCGAAAUAAAUUUACGAAUUUUAAAAUAUUUACAUGAACGGUUGAAUAUUCUAUAAAUCUCUAAUAUAAUUUUCGUACACUAAUUAUCAGGAGAAUGUGAUAUUUUGUGUUAUUUUGCAUUUUAAUAUGAAACAUAUUUUAUUUAGUUUUAUGAAAAAUAAUCAAUAAACCGCAUCUUAACUUAUCUAAAACAUAUGCAAUUGUAGUAAACAAUUUUAUGAAUGAUUAUAUAUUUAUAUGACAGCGUAUGAGUAAAAAUGAUAAUAAUAGAUGUAUAUGCACGUAAAAUAUAUAUUCAUUGACAUUUAUUCAGAAACCAUGAUGCAAACCAUAAAUAAAACACUCACAACUAUCAUAUUAAUAUAUCUAAUACAAAACAGUACUCACCUAUUUUUAAGUGAUUUUUUACAUUUUUAACUAAUUUAAACCACUUUAUUUAUUGUUUUUCCUAAAUAAUUCGAUUAUAUUUAUUACAAAAUACAAAAUAGAACUUAUCUAUUUUAAGUAUUUUUAUAACAUCUUUUACAUUUAUUUUUUCAUUUUUUCUAAUUACUUUAUUAAUUAUAUUUACCAUAAUAAUUAGACAAUAUUAUUUUACGUAUUAACCAAAAUAAUUUCGUAGGUUUGAAUGAAAUUGAUUCAUUCAUAACAAGA
Messenger RNA from Brassica napus (rape), 3332 nucleotides. Its product is annotated as putative F-box protein At5g62660. The record is from RefSeq and is a predicted model, not a curated record. Gene Ontology annotation, molecular function: protein binding. NCBI's taxonomy places the organism in Eukaryota, Viridiplantae, Streptophyta, Magnoliopsida, Brassicales, Brassicaceae.